This is a messenger RNA of Durusdinium trenchii, 840 nucleotides long. The record is from the annotation of a GenBank genome assembly. Lineage: Eukaryota; Dinophyceae; Suessiales; Symbiodiniaceae.
AUGAGCGCCGUGAUGGCCUUGGGAGGUGCUGAUGCCACAGGCUGCUCGCUGGAUGCGGUCCAUGUGAUUGACAAAGGCUCCUUCACCUGGACCGCCCUGCCGCCCUUGUCCACACCACGUCAAGCGCUGGCGUCCGCAGCCACUGGUGGCCAUGUCUAUGCGCUGGGGGGAUCCUGGAGCGCUACACGGAGCAGUGUAGUGGCGACGGUGGAGAUGUUUGAUGUGGGAACUGAGCAGUGGGUGGAUGUGGCGCCUUUCCAGGUGCCGCGCGCGUACCAUGCCGCGGCGGCGCACGAGGGGCGGAUCUACGUGGUGGGUGGCCUCAACACCGAGGGUCGACGCCUCAAGAGUGUGGAAUGCAUGGACCCACGCGAAGGUAUUUGGCGCCCGGCACCCAGCCUCUUGAGCCCCCGCAGUGCUUUGGCCACUGCUGUGCUGGACGGGCUCUAUGCCCUAGGCGGUGCCGAGGCCAACACCGGCGCGGCCUCCGCGCGGGUGGAGCAUUUGAACGUGCGCAUGGGCUCCUGGAUGUCCGUCUCACCCAUGCCCACGGCUCGACAAGGCCUCGCGGCCAGCGCCUUGGGCGGCCGCCAUGGGGUGCUCUUGGCCAUCGGCGGGCGCCGAGGUGCCGCCUUGAGUGCGGUCGAGCGCUAUUGGCCCCAUAGUGCCGCCGCUCCGUGGGCUACGGACUGCGCGCCGCUGCCCUUCCCGUCGCGCAGCGCGCUGGCGGCCGCCGCGCUGGACGAGCAGACUCUGUUGGUGCUGGGCGGCCAAGCGGACCGCGGCAGCACAGCACCCAGCCCGCUCAGCGUGGUCGAGCGCUACGAGCUCCACGCAUAG